Messenger RNA from Eriocheir sinensis (Chinese mitten crab), 642 nucleotides. RefSeq names its product ankyrin repeat domain-containing protein 10-like. The transcript is spliced from 3 exons. Bases 70 to 642 code for a protein of 190 amino acids. The record is from RefSeq and is a predicted model, not a curated record. Gene Ontology annotation, molecular function: protein binding. Lineage: Eukaryota; Metazoa; Arthropoda; Malacostraca; Decapoda; Varunidae.
GAGCAGAUUAAAUCACCAAAGCGGGCAACCUCGUGAUGAGCCAAUAGGCACUCUGUUGCCUGCAUUUCCAUGUUUCCAUGUUUCCCCCACACAGGAUGGACGGCCCUCCACUGGGCUGCAGUGUUUAGUAAAGUUGAGUGUGUGUCUACCCUCAUCCCGGUCACGCCGCCCACCCCCGAGCUCCUGCAGGCCGCCGACGGACACACCCCGGUGCACCUCGCCAGCUUUGGUGGCCACGAGGCUGUGCUGAAGGCCCUGGAAAGGGUUGGCUGGCCUCUUUACGCAAUGGACGGCGAUGGCCUGACACCCCUGCACUGGGCUGUUAAGGCAGGGCGUCUGAACGUGGUCAGGUACCUGCUGGAUAAGGACACGGCGCCCAGUACGGGGGCCGAUGAUGACCUCACGCCGCUGGACUUGGCUAAGAGGCAGGGUAAAGACUUAGCAGCGAGGUGGCUGGCGAGGAGGAGCGGCGCGGUGCACGGGGACGCCGACCACAGCCUGAAUCCUGAGGUCACGUCCAGUGCCGGGGUGAACGCUGCAGCAAGUGACGACACGCUGCGGCCAGAGGACGUGAGGAGACUGCUUGGCUUCAGGGAAUGGCUGAUCGACGACUUCAAAGAGGAGACUUUGUCGAAGGCUUAG